Molecule: messenger RNA, 367 nt
Organism: Contarinia nasturtii (swede midge)
Lineage: Eukaryota; Metazoa; Arthropoda; Insecta; Diptera; Cecidomyiidae
Product: prolargin-like
Exons: 1
Molecular function (GO): protein binding
Source: RefSeq, a predicted model, not a curated record
AUGUCGCAUCUCGGUGUGAAAUCACUUCAAGUGGAUGCUUUUGAGAAAGCCGAUCGUUUGCGUAAUUUAUAUGCAUCGCAUAAUCACAUUACUGAUGCAUUUUCACUAGAAAAUGAUUUAAAUGUUUUGAAUAUUGCUAAUAACAAUCUUCAUGCAUUGAGUGGCAAUUUUUUUCAAAAGCUUCCACGCUUGCAGAAAUUGAAUUUAUCUAACAAUCAACUUUCCGAAAUUCCCACCAAUCUUUCGCGUCAACUAAGCGAAUUCCGUGCGUCACACAAUAAAAUCACCGAAAUCUCAUCCGAUGUGUAUAAUGGGGGAGCCUUAUUGGGGCCCUGGACAAAAGCCACCAUAGAAGAUGGUGACCAUG